Molecule: messenger RNA, 354 nt
Organism: Solanum pennellii
Lineage: Eukaryota; Viridiplantae; Streptophyta; Magnoliopsida; Solanales; Solanaceae
Exons: 1
Coding region: 1-354 (117 amino acids)
Source: RefSeq, a predicted model, not a curated record
AUGAUCGACGAUCAACGUCGCGGUCCGCCACAUGCGGCCUUAUUAGCGGUGGUGGUUAUAGCAGUGAUGAUCGUUCCGUCGUUAAUCGGUGAAAAUGGCGAAGCAAUCACUGAAUUCAUCUCUGAACUUCUUACCCCAAUUGGAUUACUCCUUUUGCCUAUAAUUUUACUUCUCACGAUUCAAUUUCUCUCAUCUGAUAGCGGCUCUUUCGUCUCGAGUAUUUUUUCGAGUGGUGAGCCAAAUUCAAUUCAUCGUGCUAGUGGUUCCCCUGUUGGUGUUGCUCUCGUUCUUCUCCUUGUUCUGUUUCUUCUGUAUAAUCCAUUUUCGCUCUUUGGUGGUGAUGAUGAAGAUUGA